AUGAUGCGCGUGAAGAAGGCCCUGCCGGACGCGUCCAUCUUGAAGCGUAGAGACUACGAGGCCAAGCUCGAGAAGCUCGCCCGGGAUGAGAAGGAAAUGAAGCAGAAGGAGCGCAUGGCGCACUGGGAGGUGCGCACGGGGCAGCGCCAGCAGCGCACCCAGCACGCCAUGGCCGCAGAAGAGAUGCAGUGGCAGCGCGAGGAGGUGCUCGAGCGCCGGCGCCAGGCGCUCAAGGCCAAGUUCGAGCGGGAGGAGGCGCAGUACAAGCAGGAGAUGUGGUCGCUGAAGGAGUCGCCCGAGAUGCGGCGCGAGCGGCUCGCGCGGCGCGCGCGCGAGCUCGGGGAGCGGCGCGAGCGCAGCCGGCAGGCGAUGGCCGAGGAGCUGCUCGCGCGGGCGUUCCGCGACAGCUGCGACCCGCUGCGCGACCGCGACUCGCACACCAAGAUGAUGCGCGCGUAUACGGCGCGCGUGGAGCAGGUGGCGGAGGCGCAGGCGAAGGAGGAGGCGCGGAGGGCGGAGGAGGCGGCGUGGGCGGCGCAGUGGGAGGCGAACCGGCUCGAGAAGGAGGCGCGAUACCAGCGGGACAAGGAGGAGGAGCUUGAGCGCAACCGGUCGCAGCUGGGCGUGCUGGCGUCGCAGGUGGCGGAGCGCGUGCAGCUGCGCGACCGUGACCGCGACGAGCUGGACGCCGAGCGCCGCGCGAUGCACGAGGAGUGGGCGCGGCAGGAGCAGGCCGAGCGCGACCGCAUCGAGGCGCUGGCGGAGGCGAACCGGGAGCGCAUCCGCGACGUGCUGGAGUUCAACGCGGAGAAGCUGGCGCGCGACGCGGCGAUCCGGCAGGCGGAGGCGGACGAGGAGGAGCGGCUGCUGCGGGACGCGCUCGCGGCGGAGCGGGCCGCGGAGGCGCGGGAGAAGGCCGAGAAGGAGCGCAAGCGCAAGGAGACGCAGGCGUACCGGCGGGAGAUCGAGGAGCAGAUGGCGCAGGAGGCGGAGGACCUGCGCGAGGACGAGCUGCGCGCCGAGGCCGAGGCGGCGGCGAUCCGCGCCAAGGAGGACGCGGCACGGGCCAAGCUGGAGGCCGCGCGACAGGCGCUCAUGUCCGAGGUGCUCGCGGUGCGCCAGGACCAGGUCGACGAGCACCUCGCCGAGCAGCGCGCGGCCUACGAGGCCAAAAUGGCCGAACGGCAGCGGCUCGACGCGGAGAUGGACGAGCUCGCGGCGCGGGAGGGCGACGCGCGGUACCGGCAGCAGCUGUCGCGCCUGGCCAACCGGCUCGACCUGGAGGCGCAGGUCAACUUCAAGAAGGAGCGCAACGCGCUGGCGGCGGAGCUGGAGGCCGCGGCGCGCGCCCACGCGGUCAAGGCGGAGAAGGAGUACCUCGAGAUGGUCGAGAAGGUCAGCAAAGUGGAGCCCAACGUGUGGCACGGGCGGCGGGCGCACAAGUGGUUCUCGUGA
Molecule: messenger RNA, 1455 nt
Organism: Pedinophyceae sp. YPF-701
Lineage: Eukaryota; Viridiplantae; Chlorophyta; Pedinophyceae
Source: the annotation of a GenBank genome assembly